Molecule: messenger RNA, 2943 nt
Organism: Momordica charantia (bitter melon)
Lineage: Eukaryota; Viridiplantae; Streptophyta; Magnoliopsida; Cucurbitales; Cucurbitaceae
Source: RefSeq, a predicted model, not a curated record
UAUUCUCUCUGGCUUUAAAAGAAGGCUAAAACCCCUGUUCCUGUGCCGCUGCUGAUGAAGAAGAGCAGCUAUCCAACCCACUGAUCCACGCCUCAUCUGCUCUUCUCAGGAUUUUGAAUCUUGCAGGUGAAUAAAAAUGGAUUUGAAACAUAAAGGUAUAACGUGGGUUGGAAACAUGUACCAGAAGUUUGAAGCAGUGUGCCAGGAAGUGGAUAGUAUUAUGCACCAGGAUACGGUUAAAUAUGUUGAAAACCACGUUAGUUCAGCAAGUGAAAAUGUGAAGAAAUUCUACUCUGAUGUUGUUCAAGGUUUACUUCCCCCUAUAGCGGAUCCUGUGAAUCAUGAAGCUCAAACAAUGGCUCAGAGGGGACAUGUUCCGAUUAAUGCAUAUUUCAAGUCACUGUCACACAAUGAAGGAAAAACUGCAAAUAGUGCUGCUAGUAAAUCAUCUGUGGGACAUGGUACUACUGAUAAGAUAGAUAAGUGGAGUCCAGGAUCUUGUAAAGUUACCUUUGUAAAUGAAGAAGUUGCCCAAGUUCCUAGUCAUUCUCUUCUAGAGCUGAAAGCUGAUUUACCAUUGGGAAAGAAUGAUGAUGUCUUGUUAGAUAUAGACUUGGAUGAAAAUAUGAAAGAAAAUACCAUCAAUGAACUACUACUUUCAGAGAGAAGUGAUGGCACAUUAACAGAUAAGCAUGCCUUCUCGGACCCAGGAGCCGAUGAUCCUUUGAGCAACCCACUGAGAAGUGUAAGUAGUGAAAUUAAUCAAACCAACAAAAGAGAUUCUUCGAUUUCUGAGGACUCUGGUCUGCAAUUGGAGGACGACUCAAUUUUAGGGAAUAAUUAUGUGACUGUGAUAGAUAAAGAUGCAAACAAGAGUUCUGAAGAUGCUAGUGAUCCUUUGAUUCAUGUGCCUAAUCUUGCAUCUUGUCAAGUUAAAGUUACAAAUGAAAACACAAUUUCAAUUUUGGAUGAUUCUCAUCUAUCAUUGGAAUCUUCCAUACUCUCAAGGAAGAAUGGUGAAAAGUUGUCAGAUGAAGACUCGUUGGAUGAAGACUCCUCAAAUGAAGAAUCAUCAGUUGAAGAUUUGUCAGAUGACUCAGACAAGUGUUCAAAGAAUGUUGUUAUCAUGGAGCCUGAUGCUAGCGAUCGUUUGGACAACAACCAUCUUAGCCAUGUAUGGAAUGGGACAAACUUCACAAGUAAAAAAGCUACUGUGGUCUCCGAUGAUUCUAAAUCUGAGGUACUUUCUGGAAAAAUCAAUUGUGCCUUGACGGAUAAAGACUUUGUUAAGAGUCCUAUAAAGGAUGCCAUCUUCAAGGACGAUUUUAACAGUGAUUUGUUAAAUCUGCAUGCUUGUAGUGGAGUUAACUUCACCAAUGAAGAAGCCAUUCUGGUUUCUGAUAGUAAUCAUCUGCAGUUGGAAUCUGAGCUACUUCCUGGGAAGAAUGAUGAUGCCUUGACAGAUAAACACUCGAAUGAAAUUUUAAAAAAGGAUACCAUCCUCGAGUUGGAGCAUGAUGCAAGUUAUCCUUUAAAGAACCAGCCAGGAUGUACACUAAGCAGCAUAAACUACAAAAAUGAAGAGGUUACUUCAGUUUCGAAUGAUUCUUUUCCGAAUUUGGCGAGCUCUUUGUCUUGGUGGAAGAAUACUGAAGGUUUAUUAGAAAAAGAAUCGGAUGCAAGUUGUAAAGCACAAGCCAAUUUGAAAUUAUCAACUGACUUAAUUUCCCAGUGUAACGAAGAUUCAAUUAGGGGAACUUUGUGCAAUUGUGAUAAUGAGCGUCAAGAGGAUAUUGUGACCUCAACUGCGGAUCCACUGAAAACUUCAAUUAAUGGUGCAGAUGUUGAAUCCACCCGUAAAGUAGGGCAAGAUUCUAGCAUCUCAGUGAGCAAUUCAGUUAACUUCCCACCAAAGAUGGUGACAACUUCUAAUUACUUUGAAACUGGAACUGGUUAUUCUUCUAAUGCUCCAGAUGCUACUUCUUCCGAACUGGGUUCACUAGGUUUAACUUGUGGGAAAAUUGUAGAAGAGACAAGGUCAGUCUCCGCUUUGAAAUCCCAACCAGAAGAUUCUCUUUCUGCUUCCAGAAGUUCAGUUAAAAACUUCUCUAGUAUCGGAAAACCAGCCGAUCGUGAAACUCAUCCAACUUUUGAAGUGGUCACUCGUGCAUAUUAUGAAAACAAGACUUUGGAGACGAAACUUGCCUCCUCCAGAAGCUCCUCAUUAUCAAUGCAAUCACAUGAGGAUCAUGCUUCAAGAGUCAAUGGAAGUGCAUUUCUUCCCAAAUUCUGCACCAAUGGCGAUGUUGAGUUUUCCAAAUCUACUAGUUCUGAGGCUCUAAAUUUCUCUACUGAAAUAGGUUGUCCAUACAAUUCCAGUGGCUAUAUUCCGGAUGCUGAAAUGGAAACAGUGGAUUUGGACCAUGAGGUGACCCUGAAAGACGGGUGCAACAUUGUGGACUGUAGAGAUCUCCAUGCUGUCUCUCGCAGAACCCAAAAGCUCCGUUCUUAUAAGAAGAGAAUCCAAGAUGCUUUUACUUCCAAAAAGAGGUUGGCGAAGGAGUAUGAACAGCUAGCAAUCUGGUAUGGAGAUAUUGAUCUGGAACUCACUACAGACAAUUCACAGAAGCUGGACAGGAAGAAUUCAUCAACUAGUUAUGGAUCUGACUCUGAUUGGGAGCUCCUGUAAAUAAAACAGCUAAUUCAGUUUAAGAUUCAUCAGAAUGGUCAAUAUGAUGGAGAUGAAGAGGAAUCUACUCUGUAAAUAAAUACUCGGGGUUAAGAUUCAUAACUUUAUCUACUAUGAGUGCAUAACAAAUUCCAAAAUAAACGAGUUGCAAGAAAUUUUGCAAAUAUCAGCAGUCAGCACUGUUUCUGGGCUGUGACUGUGAGCCUAUGGUAUUUUAAUUAAUUUAUUUAAAUAAAGCUGUUUUGUUCAUUCUC